Molecule: messenger RNA, 1152 nt
Organism: Arxiozyma heterogenica
Lineage: Eukaryota; Fungi; Ascomycota; Saccharomycetes; Saccharomycetales; Saccharomycetaceae
Product: putative hydroxyacid dehydrogenase
Exons: 1
Coding region: 1-1152 (383 amino acids)
Cellular component (GO): cytosol
Molecular function (GO): hydroxypyruvate reductase [NAD(P)H] activity; glyoxylate reductase (NADPH) activity; NAD binding
Source: RefSeq, a predicted model, not a curated record
AUGACUGCAAGUUAUAAUAUCUUAUUCAUUCAAGAACCUUCGUAUAGUUCGUCUGAAUGGACUAAUUUAGCUAAUGAUCCAAAUUUUAAUAUAAUUAAACAUAUUUUAAUUCCAAAUGUUUCAACAACAGAAAGUUUUGUCAAUUUUUUACAAAAAUGUGAAAAUAAUAAUAAACCUAUUCAUGCAAUCUUUGGUGGAUUCCCUGCAUUUUACCCAAUCAGUGGUUUAACAGAAAAUAUCAUUGAUUUACCCGUAUUUUACAACAAUGUUAAAUGUAUUGCUUUAUGUUCGAGAGGAGUUAAUUUUAUUGAUGUUGCUUGUUUAAAUAAACACAACAUUAAACUAUUCCAUUAUGAUGAAUCAUCUACUCCUGCUUCCUUACAAAAAUUUCAAUUAAAUCAAGUUAGCAAUGAUGUUGCAGAUUGUGCCAUGUGGCAUGUCCUUGAAGGUUAUAGAAAAUUUUCUUCAUUUAUGAAGGAAUUAAUAGCAACAAAUCACACAAUAAAGGCUCGUCAAAAUCUCAUCCUUAAAAAUGAUAACGAUUGCCAAUUGGAUAAAUUUGUCUUUGGUCAUGAACUGUCAAUUAAGAAGGGCAAAUAUAUAACUUCUCCAAGAGAUCAAAAAGUUUUAAUUAUGGGGAUGGGAUCGAUUGGUAUUAAGAUUGCUGAGAAGUUACAUUACGGUCUUGGAAUGGAGGUUCAUUACACAAGAAGAACACCCUUUAAAAAAACAGAUGAUUCAAUAAAUGAUCAAUGGAUAUACCAUCCGAUGUCUGCAUUAUAUGAUGAUUUAUAUCAAUUCGAUACUAUUGUUGUUUCAUUACCAGGUACUCCAGAAACUAAUCACCUAAUUAAUUCAGAAUUUUUGAAAUGCUGUAAAAAGGAAGAUCUAAUAUUAGUGAAUACUGGUAGAGCAACAGUCUUUGAUAUGGCUGCUAUUGAAGAAUCGAUACAAACAGGACAAAUUAGACAUAUUGGUAUGGAUGUUUUUACCAAAGAGCCCACAGUUGACGACAUUUUAUUGAACGAAGAUUAUCUACAUUUAGUGACAGUAACACCACAUAUUGGAAGCGGUACAGAACAAGUCUUUGAUCAAAGCACAAAUUUGGCUAUUUUUCAACUAAAAAAUUAUCUAAUCAAUUUUAACCAAUAG